This is a messenger RNA of Cylindrotheca closterium, 1542 nucleotides long. The record is from the annotation of a GenBank genome assembly. NCBI's taxonomy places the organism in Eukaryota, Bacillariophyta, Bacillariophyceae, Bacillariales, Bacillariaceae.
AUGUCGUUAAUUUGCGAGAUAUCUGGGGAGUCCCUUGCUAGUACAACAGAAGAAAUCGUAGUGACGCCGUCGGGUCAUACUUGCAUCAAACGAUUGUUACUGGCGAAACUGUCCGAGAAUGGAGGUGUGGAUCCCUUUGAGCAAGUGCAAGAGCGUCCUCUUUCCGAAGAUCAGCUUGUCACACUUUCUAAAAAAGCCUCCAUACCACCACCUCGGGUGCAUCCUACUUCCUUGCCUAAUUUGCUGCAACAGAUGCAGAAAGAAUAUGAUGCUCUGGUAUUGGAAUUAUUUGACACUCGAAAGGCACUUGAAGACACGCGACAAGAAUUAAGCCAGGCACUCUAUCAAAAUGAUGCUGCCGUCCGAGUUGUCGCUCGAUUGUCCAUGGAACGCGAUGCGGCACGACAGGAGCUGGAGAAGUGGAAUUCCAUUGUCACAACGGGGCCUGCAGCUGCAGCUGCAGAACAAACAGAGUCGGCGGAGGAGCCCUCGAAGAAGAGACGACGAACUGAAACUCCCAGUGAACCGUUGCAGAAUGACAUUCCCAGCGACGAUCUGCAAGAAAUGGUGGAUACAUGGGGAACUUUACAGCCUCAACGCAAACCAAUGUUGAAGAAGGCAGCAGCUGCGGCUCCAACUGCUGAAGACUUGGUCGGGUAUGUUGCUGGAGACAAGAAGGCACUUCACAAAACAACCUGCAAGGGAUUGACUGCCAUGGCUAAAGCAGGCAAUGUUUUGGUCACUGCUGGAAAGGAUAAGCAAGUCAUUGCCUACAGUCUGUCCGAAAAUGUCGUCUUGCAAUCAUUCAAUUUUGGCAGUAUCCCAACGUGUGUCGACAUUUUUCAAUCCUCUUUGGUGGCAGCUGCCAAUAAGAAUGGAAGAAUGAUUGUGUACUCAUUACCAGAUGGAUCGAUUGUUGGAGAGCUGCAAUCGAAAACACCCAUCGUGAACCUUUGUAUUCAUCCAAGUGCAAACCACCUUUGUAUCGCUACGAAGGCUGGAAAAAUUAUCAUCUAUGCACUACAAGACCAGAAAAUUUUUCCUGUGUCGGAAUUUAGCGGAGACGAGGCAGCCGAAUACACCUGCGGUGCACUUCAUCCCGAUGGACUUAUCUACGCUGCAGGAACUACUACUGGGAAAAUACACAUGUGGGAUUUCAAAAACAAGCUUUUGGCAAGUGUCCUAGAGGAAGGAGAAGAUUCCGUAGAAGCAAUUGAAUUUUCGAAUAAUGGUUAUCAUGUAGCUACAUCACACUCAUCGGCAACUGUUCGCGUCUGGGAUUUGCGAAAGCAAAAAACAAUUGCCACACUGAAUCCAGACAAGUCACUGUUGGAGGCGGUAUCUACACUUGCAUUCGACGAAAGCGGGAAAUACUUGGCUUAUGGAGGCAAAGGUGGUGUUCAGAUCACCGCAGUCAAAGAAUGGGGGGAAACAGCUAAGCUUGCAUCCAAGAGCCCUGUUUCUGCAAUAGCGUGGGGAGAGGCAAUGAUAGCCACAACUGCCGAAGGAGAUCGAGUUGUUUCAAUUCACCAAAAAUCCUAA